AUGGCCGAGCAGCCAAGAGUCGACGUUGAUACAGAAAAAAAAAAGAUACAGACCAUACAGCAACAACAACAAAAAGUAUCUGAUCGAUCUUCUCCCAAUCAAAUUACCCCCACUCGAAUUAUUUCCACAGGCCCAGCAGCAGCAAGACAGACAGGCGGAGGAGGACUUGACAGACUGAAAGCAGGAGCGACGAUGCCUUCUCUAUCUCGACUGACUCGGAGCUACGAACGAGCCUUCAAACAUCAUCCCUCACUCACCUUGGCCAUCACCAACGGAUGUCUCAAGUGUCUCGGCGACUUCUUGGCCCAAUAUCUACCGGCUUUCUCUUCCGGUCAACCAUUCGUCUUGGACAUCCAUCGGUCGUUGCGGUUCUUCCUCUUCGGAUUCCUUCAUGGGCCGUGUGUUGGGAAAUGGCAUGAAUUUCUAGAGCGACGGAUACCAUUAACCGGAGGCCGAGCGACCAGUAAUAAUGGAGUGACUGAGCCGGGGGCGACUCCGGAGAUGGAGCAAGAAGAUUUACGACUGAUCGAGACGGAGAAAUCGCUGACGAGUCAUCGGCCGAUCUCGAUCCGGAGCCGAUCGACCACCGGACCAGAACACCAUCCUGGCCCGCUCAGAGGCCUCUCUAACUCCGACGCCCCACUCUCCUCCUUCCCUCACAACAACAAUCAGCAUCUUACUGGUUUGAGUAAACUCGGUAAUCCGACUAGGGCGGCCGCUACCGGUUUCAGAGUCUUCGGCCUCCUCAAACGUAUCCUGUUGGAUCAGUUGCUUAUGGCUCCUAUAUAUACCUUCCUCUUCAUUUCGUUGACGGGUUGGUUCGAAGGUUUAAGUAUCCCUGAAAUCCAGCAAAGAUUGCGCCAACUAUAUUGGUUCCUAUUGACUGCUAAUUGGAAGAUUUGGCCGCUUAUUCAGAUCUUUAAUUUCAGCUUCAUGCCUCUCCAAUACCGAGUACCAUGGCAAGGCUCAUGCGGAGUGUUAUGGACGGUUUUCCUAAGUCUGAGCACCCAUUCCUCGACGCAUUACAGCAGCAGUACGACCACAGUCGAUCCAACCGGCCCAACACUCGUCGCUUCUACACUCUCUAAACUGUUCAAAUCUGGCAACUCUAGCGCCUCCGAUCCUCACCUCAUCUCCUCUAAUCAUCUUGCUAACUCUUCCUCUGCCCCCUCCUCCUCCUCCUCCUCCAACGACCCCUCCUCCCCUAUCAAACGCAAAAAUAAUCGCGUCAUCGGAUGA
This is a messenger RNA of Puccinia graminis f. sp. tritici CRL 75-36-700-3, 1239 nucleotides long. RefSeq lists its product as uncharacterized. The record is from RefSeq and is a predicted model, not a curated record. The transcript has 11 exons. Lineage: Eukaryota; Fungi; Basidiomycota; Pucciniomycetes; Pucciniales; Pucciniaceae. Bases 1 to 1239 code for a protein of 412 amino acids. Gene Ontology annotation, cellular component: membrane; cytoplasm.